Molecule: messenger RNA, 897 nt
Organism: Wickerhamiella sorbophila
Lineage: Eukaryota; Fungi; Ascomycota; Dipodascomycetes; Dipodascales; Trichomonascaceae
Product: Uridylate kinase
Exons: 1
Coding region: 1-897 (298 amino acids)
Biological process (GO): UDP biosynthetic process; 'de novo' pyrimidine nucleobase biosynthetic process; CDP biosynthetic process
Cellular component (GO): nucleus; cytoplasm
Molecular function (GO): UMP kinase activity; ATP binding
Source: RefSeq, a predicted model, not a curated record
AUGUUCUACCGCGGAGGUUUGAAUUUGAAACUGGCCCAACGGGCAAUGCUUCAGACGAACAGGUUGCAAGCCAGCCGGUUUGCUCAGCCCACUCUGCGCCGCUCGUUUGCUUCGAAGCCCGACCCCAACAACAAUUUUGGCAAGCCGUUGAAAUGGAUGAUUUUGUUCAUGGUCGUUGGUACUGGUCUGUUUUUGUAUGGACUCGACCCCAAUGAGGACUCCCGUAAUCCUAUGCGGGGUUUCAAAAUGAGCGAGGAAGAGUACAACAAGAUCAAGGCUCGGGCAAAGCGCACCGCGUUCUCUCCCCAGGACGUGAACGUUGUUUUCGUGUUGGGCGGUCCUGGCAGCGGCAAGGGCACUCAAUGUGCGAACAUUGUUCGUGACUACAACUUCAAGCACCUAAGUGCUGGCGACUUGUUGCGGGCUGAGCAAGAUCGUGAGGGGUCUCAGUUUGGCGAUCUCAUCCGCGACUACAUCAAGGCCGGCAAGAUUGUUCCUCAGGAAAUCACUAUUGCCCUGCUCAAAAAAGCCAUGGAGGAGUCAAUUGCUCAGGGAACUCCGAAUUUCUUGAUCGACGGCUUCCCUCGCAAGAUGGAUCAGGCCCUCACUUUUGAAGAGCAGGUUGUGCCCUCGAAAUUCACCAUUUUCUUCGAUUGCCCCAUCUCUGUGAUGCUUCCCCGUUUACUCAAGCGUGGUGAGACCUCAGGACGUGCUGACGACAACGCCGAGUCCAUCAAAAAGAGAUUCACGGUCUUUGAGUCCCAAAGCAUGCCGGUUGUAGAGUACUUUGACACCGUUGACAAGGUCUUCAAGGUGUCCUGUGCAGACUCUCCCAACAAGGUCUACGAACAUGUUCAGCAAGCUUUAGCAAAGAACGGUCUUUCUCCCAAAAACUAA